AUGUAUGUUGUCAGAGGAUUGGCUAUGCAGAAAAGUCCAAGUUUUUGGGAAUAUGUUAAUUGGGUGUUCACAAUUACAACAGAUAUUAUGAUUUACAAAUAUUGUGGACUUCGAGGUUUAAUAUACUUGGUUUUAUCAUUAUGGUUUGGUUUUGGUGCACACCCUGCUGCUGGUCAUUUCAUCCAAGAACAUUACACUUUUGAAGAUGGUCAAGAAACUUAUUCUUAUUAUGGGAGUUUAAACAUAGUCUUAAUAAAUAUUGGAUAUCAUAAUGAGCAUCACGAUUUUGUAAAGGUUCCAUGGGCAAAUCUACCCCAAGUUCGUAAAAUUGCAUCAGAGUAUUAUGACAAUUUAUCAUAUCACACAUCAUGGGUUAUGUUACUUUGGAAUUUUGUAAUGGAAAAACAAUUAGGACCUCAAAGUCGUGUGGGUAGAACUCCUGAUGAUCAUAAGAAAGGCCGUAAAAUGUUGAAAGUAAUAAAAGAACAAUAA
Entrophospora sp. SA101 is the source of this 492-nucleotide messenger RNA. Lineage: Eukaryota; Fungi; Glomeromycota; Glomeromycetes; Entrophosporales; Entrophosporaceae. The record is from the annotation of a GenBank genome assembly.